Hordeum vulgare subsp. vulgare (domesticated barley) is the source of this 786-nucleotide messenger RNA. RefSeq lists its product as uncharacterized. The record is from RefSeq and is a predicted model, not a curated record. Bases 228 to 530 code for a protein of 100 amino acids. NCBI's taxonomy places the organism in Eukaryota, Viridiplantae, Streptophyta, Magnoliopsida, Poales, Poaceae. The transcript is spliced from 2 exons.
CGUUGACCGUUCGAUCUUUCUUCUGACGCAUCUGACCCGUUGGAUCUCCACACCUCUCCUUCCUCUCUCGCUCGACACCACACGUGCUCCCACCUUCCUCCUUCCUGCUCGUUCGGACAGCCGCCGGCUGUCGCAUCCCUUCUCCCCGAUCCUCCUCCACACCAGCUCAAGAAGCCGGCGGUGGGGAUGGUAAAGUCAGGCCGGAGACCUCUGGUCGUUUAGGCCCCAUGACAGCAGCCGGGUUGGGGCGGGAGCAGAUCCACCAUCUCCCGAGGUCCUUAUCCAUCUCAGCUCACGAGGAAGCCGCGGGAGGAGGAGCUCAACUGGGCGUCGCCGGUCGGAGAAGGAGGAGAGGCGCGGAUGCGAGCCAGGGAAGCGGAUUGGCUCGCCUCCGCUUCAUCGUGAGCGCUGCCGCCUCUGCAUCCACCUUGCUCCACAUAGCAGCAUGUGUGCUGAAGCAGGGACAGGCAACCUGCUUGAUGCAGUUGUCGAAUCUCAGCAACAUCGUCUUCAAGAUCAACCUGUGUUGAACAAAGAGAGUUCUCCCUGGGAUUGAUGUCAGCAAGACUAAAAACUGUAAUCAACCAGGUAUCCCUCUGUAUGUAGUCACUUAGCAUCUAGAAAUUGUAGCUUUCUUCUGAAAAUGCGAUUCCACUAAUUACCCAAAGCACUGAAAUUAAUCCCUUGAGCAGCCGCCGCCGGUGGAGAUUUGUUGCCAGUUUCAUAUCGACCGAACCUGUGCCAAGUGAACAGAAAAUGGAGAGAUUUUUCUUUUCAGUAGUAUGA